This is a messenger RNA of Spirodela intermedia, 1256 nucleotides long. NCBI's taxonomy places the organism in Eukaryota, Viridiplantae, Streptophyta, Magnoliopsida, Alismatales, Araceae. The record is from the annotation of a GenBank genome assembly.
AUGGUGAGAGGGAGCAACGCGGUGGUGGGGGGGAUAAACUUCUUGACCUUCCUGGUAUCGAUUCCCAUACUGGGAGCGGGGAUAUGGCUGAGCACGAAGGCGACCACCGACUGCUUGAAGUUCCUCCAGUGGCCGAUCAUCAUCAUCGGGAUCGCCCUCAUGAUUAUCUCCCUUGCGGGCUUCGCAGGGGCCUGCUGCUACAUGAGCUGGUUGCUCCAGUUCUACCUCUUCGCCAUGUUCAUCGUCAUCGCCGUCCUCAUCGGAUUCACCAUCUUUGCCUUCGUCGUCACCAACCAGGGCGAGGGGAAGCAGGUGCCCGGAAGGACCUUCCUAGAGUAUCAACUCUCCGACUACUCCGACUGGCUCAGGGAACGCGUCUCUAACUCCGGGUACUGGGGGAAGAUCAGAUCCUGCGUGCAGGAAACGAAGGUCUGCCGGAAGAUCGGCCGCUACGUCGCCAUCACCGGCGGCACGUUGGCGCCGGCGCCGGCCGAGUUCUUCUACACUCGUAACCUCUCCCCCAUCGAGGUAAUCUCUGCGCUUCUCCCGAACGAUUAUACUGUUUUUAACCAUCGUUAGCUAGGAACAAGAAAGGCCGCGUUUUUCAGCCCAUUUCCCUUCUCCUCCUCAUCACGAUAGGGUAGGAGGAGAAGAAGGAGAAGAGAGUAGAGAGGAUUCGCCAUGGCUGCUCUGAUAUGGGGCCUGCCAGAGUUGUUAGGGGCCGUUCAUCACCAUGGAGCCCCUUUCCUCGUGGCAAUAACCCGGUUGACGUUGACUUACGCCGACCGUAUCUGUAUUCUACGGGAGAGAGAGGAUAAGCCGAGAAUAACAUAUUAUAUAUCCCGGCUUAUGACUUAUCCAAUGCCCAGCGGAGUUUUAAGGAUUUUAUUUGGGCUGUUCAGUCGGGUUGCUGCAAGCCGCCGACGGCUUGCGGGUUCGUGUACGUGAACGAGACGGUGUGGGAUACCGGCGGCGGCGCGUUGGCGGUGGCUGCGGCGGACGUCGACUGCAGGAGGUGGAGCAACAACCAGGAGGAGCUCUGCUACGACUGCGACUCUUGCAGGGCCGGCGUGGCGGCCAUGCUGAAGAGAAGCUGGAGGAGGGUCGUCCUCAUCAACAUCGUGGUGAUCGUCUUCCUCGUCAUCCUCUACGUCCUAGCCUGUGUGGCGGUCAGGAACAACCGCAGGUAUGACAGCGGCGUGGGCUUCGGGGUGGCCCGGAUGACCAAGAGCCACCCCAGCAGGUUCCAGUUCUAG